This is a messenger RNA of Limulus polyphemus (Atlantic horseshoe crab), 993 nucleotides long. RefSeq names its product proline-rich receptor-like protein kinase PERK8. The record is from RefSeq and is a predicted model, not a curated record. NCBI's taxonomy places the organism in Eukaryota, Metazoa, Arthropoda, Merostomata, Xiphosura, Limulidae. The transcript has 3 exons. The annotation marks the transcript as partial.
GUGCUCGUACAAAACGAAGCAAGCAUUUAAAGACAGAAAUAACGAAAGUUCGGAGAAAGAUUUCUAUGCGAGAAAGUGGAAUCAGCUGGAGUAAACUUGAACAACAGGAUACCUCUGAAACCGAGUCUGAAAGAGAGAAAGAUUUAUUUGUUGAGAAGAACAAAGGAACAAAGGAAGCGGAAAACAGAAAAGAGAAAGAAAAGGAAAAAAUGAAAGAAUUUGAAAAGAUGAAAGAAAGUAAAAAAGAGAAACAAGAACCUGGAAAGAAGGAAGAAGGGUUUACCUCCACAUCCAAAAACAAAAAUAAAAAAAUCCCUCCAGCUUUACCAGUGCUUCCUCGAGAAAAAGCUUUGGAAGAUGACAUAACCUCCACAAGCUCCGAGUCUCUGCCGUUGCCUUCUCCACUGUCGCCACCAUCUCUGACCUUCUCUGUUUCACCACAACCUCCACCUGUCACUCCAAAAAGAAGUCCAAAAACCAGAGGGCUAAAAAAGAAUGUGAAAAAGAAAUCUUCUAAAACAGCUACCAAGUCAGCAAAUAGUAAUCGCUCACCCAAGCGUAUCACCUCACCCCCACCACUGCCCCCAGCAAAGUCCCCCAAACUCAGCAAACGGACAAGUUCGGCAUCCUCUCCUCCCCCACCUCUUUCCAGUCCCUCAACAAGUCCUCUACCUACAAGGUCUCAUAAAGGUGGUGGGGCUCUAUCUAGCCGGUCCCCGAAAAGAAACACAUCACCUCCCAUACUUAAACCUCAGGCUCCCAUUCCAAGUAGCAAACCAAAGGAUUGGGACAAAGAACACCCACAUUCUCACAGAGGGAGAACUCAGAAGCAUUUGGCUACCCCAGUUCCAGCUGAACCACCAGAAAAAUUGCCUAAGAAAGAUAAACCUUUUACUGGUAGAUCUCGAAGAGCAAGCACUGUCAAGCAGUCACAAGACCGCGAGAAAGAAAGAGAACGUGAGAAGCAAAAAGAGAGUGAACACAAGAAAGAAG